UGGGCUAAACCCUAACCGAGCGCUUGCCCCCUCCACCGUCGCCACCUCCGUUCGCCGUCUCCUCCCCCAAAUCGCCCGCCGGAGCCGAGCAAGCGAAGCGGAGUUCCCUGUGCAGCUCCCGAUUUGGAUCGAUUCCGGUGGCGGCGGGAUGGCGCUGAGGGGCGUUUGGCAGCUGCAGAAGCUCGUCGUGAACUACUGCGAUUGGGGAGGGAGCAGCAGGGGGAUCAGGGCUUUCAUGGAGGCACAUCUUCCAGAUUUUAAGGAAAAGAACCCUCACUUAGAGGUUGUGACAGAGUUAGUCCGUGGUCAGCAUCCUAACUUGAAGGGCAUUUACAAAAAUCAUAAUGAGCGAGUUGUUUGUGUCAGAAAUUUACCGCCUGAGGACAUACUAUUGCAAGCUACCAGGCUACGGAAUUCUCUGGGCAGGAAAGUGGUGAAGCUGAGAACUAGACAUGUAACAAAACGCCCCAGUGUUCAGGGGACAUGGACGACAGAACUGAAGAUGUGAUCACGUGAGUCGGGUUUUCAGACAAACAGUUAGUGUUCUUUGAUGUCGUGAUUGCAGAACUGUUUCAUGUGCACGUCAAGAACUAGUUAGUGCAGCUAUUCGACUCAUAGUGAUUACAGUUCAUUUUGGUCCUCUUUAUGUUUCCUCCGUGAUCAGAUAAUAACAUGCAAACUUGGGUAUUCCUUGUUG
This is a messenger RNA of Oryza brachyantha (malo sina), 697 nucleotides long. Its product is annotated as 54S ribosomal protein L51, mitochondrial. The record is from RefSeq and is a predicted model, not a curated record. The transcript is spliced from 4 exons. Gene Ontology annotation, cellular component: mitochondrial large ribosomal subunit. Gene Ontology annotation, molecular function: structural constituent of ribosome. Gene Ontology annotation, biological process: mitochondrial translation. Lineage: Eukaryota; Viridiplantae; Streptophyta; Magnoliopsida; Poales; Poaceae. Bases 149 to 508 code for a protein of 119 amino acids.